Molecule: messenger RNA, 1038 nt
Organism: Parascedosporium putredinis
Lineage: Eukaryota; Fungi; Ascomycota; Sordariomycetes; Microascales; Microascaceae
Source: the annotation of a GenBank genome assembly
AUGCGACUAACCGGUGUGUCAAACCGUAGUCUUCAUUAUUUUUCUUCCCCGCCGCCGCCUCCUAUCUCGCCAACCCUCAGUCGCGAUCAUGUCCCGCACGUCACCAUCAUCCGCCCUGUGAAGGGCCUGGAGCCCGAGCUCUACGAGUGCAUCGCCUCGACCUUUCGCCAGGAUUACCCCGCCGACAAGCUCACCAUCUACCUUUGCGUAGCCGAGCCUGAUGACCCCGCCUAUCCCGUCCUGAAAAGGAUCGUCAAAGACUUCCCGCAGUUUGAUGCUCGCGUAUUCGUCGAGGCCGAAGAUCCCUUGCUUCACGGCGCCGACGGCCAUGUUAACAACCUUGGUCCAAAUCCAAAGAUUAGAAACAUCAGCCGCGCUUACCGCGAGGCCAAAGGCGAUAUCAUUUGGAUCAUUGACUGCAAUGUCUGGAUUCCUCGUGUCACCACUGGCCACAUGGUCGACAAACUCAUAGGCCUCGGGCCAGACGGCCAGCUCGUGAAACCCUACAAGUUCGUGCACCAGAUUCCGCUCGUCGUCGAUAUCACCCCGGAGCUUGGUGGUCGCGCUCCUUCCGACGCGCGCAUCCCCUGCUUGAGCGAAUCCUGGCUUCAGCGCCUCUUGAAGCAUGGCGGUGGGCGACUUGAUGAGAUGUUCAUGUCGACAACUCACGCCAAAUUCUACAGCGCCAUCAACACCGUCGGCGUUGCGCCUUGCAUUGUAGGCAAGAGUAACAUGUUUAGAAAGUCGCAGCUGGAUACCCUUACCGACCCGAGCCAGAACCCGAACCUGCCCCAAGGCCGUGACCACCCUACCGGCAUCGACUACUUCUCCUCGUAUAUCUGCGAAGACCACCUGAUUGGGGAUCUGCUAUGGAGGUCAAAAUUCCCGGCUUCGCCAAUCACGGCUUCGUUUUGGGUGAUUUUGCCAUUCAGCCCAUGGAUCGUAUGUCUGUCUCUGCUUACGCUGCUCGCCGAGUUCGAUGGCUUCGCGCGCGCAAGUGGACUGUGCUCCUGGCAACACUCGUUGAGCCCGGCGUAG